AUGGUUCAAAAGAAAAAGAAUAAUAAAUCAAAAACCACUACAAAUGCAUUAGCAGUUGAUGGAUUUAAUUCCAUGUUUUCAAUGUUUGAAUCAAACCCAGAUGAUUCAAAUGAAAAUAAAAUUGAACCAUUAAUUCUCACCACACAAAAUAAUGAUCUUGAAAAACUUGAUAAUGAACCAAAACCAAAAAAUCCACCAAAAAAAUUAAAAAGAAAAUUAUUAAUUGAUCAACCAUCAACAACCACAACAACAACAAUCGAAAAUAAUAAUAAUAAUAAUGAAAUAACAAUAAAAAAUAAUAAUAAUGAAAUUAGUAAAAUUUUAGAUUUUAAAAAAAAAGAAUUGGAAAAUAGAGAAUUGGAUAUAAUAGUAAAAGAAAAAGAAAUUAAAAGACAAAGAAAAGAUAUUAAAGAGGAAAUGGAUAAAAUGAAAGUAGCAUUAAAUAAACAAAAAGUAUUAUUAGAACAAAAUAAGAAUUCAACAGUAUCAAUUGCAAUACCAUCAAAUGCAUUAUCAGGUAUUCAAAGUGAAGAGAUGAAAACCUAUAUAAUUGAAAUGAUAUCACGUCAAGUUACAAUGAAUAAAAUUGAUGAAAUAAUUGUAUUUAAAACUGAUGAUUACAAUGAAGAAGAUUCUCAACAACAAUCAGAUUUAAAUCUACUAUUAAAAGUUUUAGAAUAUAUUGAAACUCCAAGUUACUUACGUGAUGAACUAUUCAAUACUUUAGAAAAGGAUUAUUUCAAUGUUGAUAAAUUAAAUUCAAUCAAUAGUUGUCAACAACAACAACCUAACGACGAACAAUUAUAUAGAGAGGGUGUAGUCACAAAUCAACAUUGGAAAAAUCAGUCAAUUGUGAAUGUCGGAUUAGAGAAAUUAGUUUUAAUUCCAAAACGUUUAAAUCCAGGUACAAGAUUAACUAUUGAUAUAAAGAAUUCUUCAAAUGGUGAUGAUGAUGGUACAGGCGGUGGUGGUGAUGGAAAUAGAGAAACUAAUGAUAAAUAUAUAAAUGGUAAAAUCAUUUCACCAAGUGAUAUUAAAAAGGAAGGUUAUUAUUGGGGACACCAUAUUCGUUUAGUUGAUUCAUUAGCAAAGGUUGCAUCAACUUGUCAAUAUGAAGAUACUCAAAAUUAUGAUUACAUUAUUAUGCAUUCUCAAUAUGGUGAACAAUUCCCAUCCUAUACUGAUGUUGUAAUAAAUAAUGCAAAGAAAUAUAACCAUCUUUUAGUUAUUUUCGCUGAUGCAAAUGCAAGUUCAACUGUAAAUCCUGAAUUUAAAUUAGGUAGUGAAGUUUUAGUACCAGAUACUCAUAUCAAUACUCUUGUAGAUUUUAAUAUUAAGAAAUUACGUUUUGAAGAAACUUUAUCAAUUACACUUUCAAAAUUAAAAAGUACUUUUUAUUAUUAA
Dictyostelium discoideum AX4 is the source of this 1404-nucleotide messenger RNA. Its product is annotated as DUF171 family protein. The record is from RefSeq and is a predicted model, not a curated record. Lineage: Eukaryota; Evosea; Eumycetozoa; Dictyosteliales; Dictyosteliaceae. The coding region runs from base 1 to 1404 and encodes 467 amino acids. The transcript has a single exon.